This is a messenger RNA of Nomia melanderi (Alkali bee), 2437 nucleotides long. Its product is annotated as V-type proton ATPase catalytic subunit A. Gene Ontology annotation, biological process: proton transmembrane transport; ATP metabolic process. Lineage: Eukaryota; Metazoa; Arthropoda; Insecta; Hymenoptera; Halictidae. Gene Ontology annotation, molecular function: ATP binding; proton-transporting ATPase activity, rotational mechanism; ATP hydrolysis activity. Gene Ontology annotation, cellular component: lysosomal membrane; proton-transporting V-type ATPase, V1 domain. The record is from RefSeq and is a predicted model, not a curated record.
GUGUAAGUGCACCUUGGUUACUUCUAAUUUUAACCAGCUCUUGACAGUUCCGUGCAAAAUGGCGUAUAUAUCUAAUUUAUAAUUGCCGCGCUAGUUUUUCCAAAUAUAACUUCCUAUCAAUACUGCAAAAAAACGCUGCCACCUGGUGAAAAAUCCAAGAAGUUUGCCACGGUAUUGUACACUUGUGAAUUGGCCCAUAGACGCGAGAGAGACCGAUCAUUGUAAACUAGCACGUCGUUCAGUCAGCUGACCUGUCUUGUGAUAGCAGCCAGGCUCGUCUCCGAAGCUUGACUCGUUGUUGUAGAGUGGACUUACUUCGAUACAUUGCACAUCUCCUGUUGGGUGGUUUUGAUUUGAUUAAGAUUCACAAUGACUAGCCGUGGGUUGCCAAAGAUUGCUAUGGAGGAGAAGGAGGGUAAAUUUGGCUAUGUAUACGCAGUGUCCGGUCCUGUCGUCACUGCUGAGAAAAUGUCAGGGUCAGCUAUGUACGAGCUGGUCAGAGUAGGAUAUUAUGAAUUAGUAGGAGAAAUUAUUCGUUUAGAAGGUGAUAUGGCUACCAUUCAGGUAUAUGAAGAAACCAGCGGUGUAACUGUAGGUGAUCCCGUGCUUCGUACCGGCAAACCAUUGUCUGUAGAAUUGGGUCCUGGUAUUCUUGGCAGUAUUUUUGACGGUAUCCAGCGUCCACUGAAGGACAUCAACGAACUUACUGGCUCUAUUUACAUCCCAAAGGGUAUUAAUGUGCCCUCUUUGUCAAGAACUGCAUCCUGGGAAUUCAAUCCAUUGAACAUAAAGAAUGGAAGCCAUAUUACUGGAGGAGAUUUGUUUGGUGUGGUUUAUGAAAACACAUUGGUGAAACAUAGAAUGAUUUUACCACCAAAAAGUAAGGGAACUGUUACUUAUAUUGCCCCUGUUGGAAAUUAUACAGUUAAUGAUGUUGUAUUGGAGGCAGAAUUCGAUGGAGAAACGCAAAAAUACACUAUGCUUCAGGUAUGGCCGGUACGUCAACCUCGUCCCGUCACAGAAAAAUUGCCAGCUAACCAUCCUUUACUUACUGGUCAAAGAGUCUUGGACUCGCUCUUCCCAUGCGUCCAGGGUGGAACCACGGCAAUCCCAGGUGCCUUUGGUUGUGGUAAAACUGUAAUUUCCCAAGCUUUGUCCAAAUAUUCCAACUCUGAUGUCAUUAUUUACGUUGGUUGCGGAGAACGUGGUAAUGAAAUGUCCGAAGUACUUCGUGAUUUCCCAGAACUAACUGUAGAAAUCGAUGGCGUCACCGAGUCUAUCAUGAAGCGUACGGCUUUGGUUGCUAAUACCUCGAACAUGCCUGUAGCUGCUCGUGAAGCAUCCAUUUACACCGGUAUCACACUCUCCGAGUACUUCCGAGAUAUGGGUUACAAUGUUUCUAUGAUGGCUGACUCAACAUCUCGUUGGGCUGAGGCGCUUCGUGAAAUUUCUGGUCGAUUGGCUGAAAUGCCUGCAGAUUCUGGUUAUCCCGCUUAUCUCGGAGCACGUCUGGCUAGCUUCUACGAGCGUGCAGGAAGAGUAAAAUGUUUAGGUAACCCUGAUCGCGAGGGUUCUGUCAGUAUAGUAGGUGCUGUAUCGCCACCCGGUGGUGACUUCUCUGAUCCUGUUACUAGUGCAACUCUUGGAAUCGUGCAGGUGUUCUGGGGUUUGGAUAAAAAACUUGCUCAACGUAAGCAUUUCCCGUCUAUUAACUGGCUCAUAUCGUAUAGUAAGUACCUGCGAGCUUUGGAUGAUUUCUAUGACAAGAACUUCCAAGAGUUUGUACCUUUACGAACAAAAGUAAAGGAAAUCCUGCAAGAAGAAGAGGAUCUAUCAGAGAUUGUACAGUUAGUUGGUAAAGCAUCUCUUGCGGAGACAGACAAAAUUACUUUGGAGGUGGCGAAACUUCUGAAAGAUGACUUUUUGCAACAGAACAGUUAUUCGCCGUACGAUCGCUUCUGUCCAUUUUAUAAGACCGUGGGAAUGUUACGAAACAUGAUUGCAUUCUAUGAUAUGGCGAGGCAUGCAGUAGAGUCAACGGCGCAAUCGGACAAUAAAAUAACAUGGAAUGUUAUAAGGGACAGCAUGGGCAACAUUCUUUAUCAACUUAGUUCCAUGAAGUUUAAGGAUCCUGUUAAAGACGGUGAAGCAAAGAUUAGAGCUGACUAUGAUCAGUUACACGAAGAUAUCCAACAAGCGUUUAGAAAUCUAGAAGAUUAAUUAUCGGGGGCAAUCAUACAAAUAUAAUUUCUCCAUGUGAACGUUCAGGAAUCUUGUGCUGGUCAUUUAAGGAUGUCCUGGAUCUGCUGGAGAAAAAAAUAUAUAUAAAACAAGCAUUCAUAAUCACGUAUCGCACACUAAGUUGUUAUAUUAGUUUCAAUAUUUACGACAAAAAAAAAUUGUACAUAAGAAAUUACAAAUAUAAAGUCUACUGUAA